Diprion similis is the source of this 1675-nucleotide messenger RNA. RefSeq names its product solute carrier family 52, riboflavin transporter, member 3-A-like. The transcript is spliced from 2 exons. Gene Ontology annotation, cellular component: plasma membrane. The record is from RefSeq and is a predicted model, not a curated record. Gene Ontology annotation, biological process: riboflavin transport. Gene Ontology annotation, molecular function: riboflavin transmembrane transporter activity. NCBI's taxonomy places the organism in Eukaryota, Metazoa, Arthropoda, Insecta, Hymenoptera, Diprionidae. The coding region runs from base 291 to 1598 and encodes 435 amino acids.
UCCGUUCGUCCGUAAGUCGAGGUAUGAAAAGUGGGGACAAGUGACGCGAAAUAUUGCACGGCGAUGAGACAGAGCGUUAAUCUCGGUGAAAAUCGGCGAGUGUUAAAAAUCAAUCGCCUGCCGGCCAAAGUCGAGGCACAUCUUGUCCUUCGGAUCUCGUUGGCUAACCGUAACCACUGGCUUAACCUCAUUUUUCUUCCACAAUCGUCACGUGCUUCAGCCACGACGUUACUAACGCUGUUUAAUCGGUAGAAUUACCAUUCUAGUCGAAUAUCUUAACCUCGACACGUAUGACGCUCGCUCAACGCUUCAGCAACCGCCGUCUCGUGGUAGAUGCUCUCGCCCUAACCUUCGGCAUCGGAGCAUGGAUCGGGGUCAACGGAAUAUUCGUUCAGCUACCCCUGCUCGUCGAAAACGCCCCGGAAGAAUGGCACCUUCCCGUUUACAUGACGCUCGUCGUCCAGCUGGCAAAUAUCGGUCCGAUACUUUACAGCUUUUACAUCAAGUACAUGAGCCGAGCACAUGAUCAUCUGUUAAUAUACAUUCUCUUGGGCGGCGGUACGAUCGGGAUGAUUUGCUUGAUCUUUGUCCACGAGAACACCUCUUACAUGUUCGGUAAAGAGAGCUCAACGGCUCUGCUGAGUCUGAUGUUCGUCGCAGCUUUGGUCGGCUGCACCAGCUCGGUUCUGUUCAUGCCCUACAUGCGUAACUACAGAGAGAUAUACCUGGUCUCUUAUCUCGUGGGCGAAGGGCUGAGCGGAUUUUUACCCAGCAUCAUAGCGCUGAUACAAGGUGUCGGUGGGAACGCACAGUGUGUGAAGACGGCGAAUUCAACCGCCGAUAACCCCACGUGCACGGAGUACGUUCCGGACCCAAGGUUUUCCACCUCUGUGUUCUUCACCCUUCUCAGCAUCAUCCUGUUCCUAAGCUUCUCCGCUUUCAUUGCCCUCAAUACCCUUCCCAUCAGCCUCAGCGAACGCGUCAAGCCACCAGGAAGCACCGAAGCUCUUCCAACCGACCCCGACGCUGCUCCGACCUUCAAGUUUAACUCGGGAUGGAAGAUGCCGAGGCGAACUUACAUCUACCUCUUGGUCAUGAUGGCCGUUAUAUGCGCCCUGGGAAACGCUGUGCUCUCCGGGAUCCAGCCGUACGCCUGCCUCCCGUAUGGCAACGUGACCUAUCAUUUGGCCGUCACUUUGGGCGCGAUAGCCAUUCCUCUCGCCAUGUGCAUUGGCUUCGUUGUGAAGAAUCCUCGAGUCGACGUACUGAGCCUCUUGACAGCGGGUAUCCUCGCCCUGGCAGGUUUCGUCUCUUACUUGGCGGUCAAGUCGCCUGCACCACCUAUGCAGCACAUGUGGAUUGGCGAAUUCGUCGUCGUCGUUUCCUGGAUCAUCGUCAGUGGACUGAUCGGUUUCGUCAAACUAGCCAUUACCACACUCUUUCGACCGGAUCCUGGCAGGGGGUUAUUCUUCACGGGGGUGGCGACGCAGGUUGGCUCGUUAAGCGGGGCUGUGCUCAUGUAUUGUUUAGUCACAUACGCCGACAUAUUCGAGAAGUACAAUCCUUGUGAUGACUGCACGGACGUUGGUAGCAGUUAGAAAUGAUUCUCUCGUACAUACGGGAUGGACCUGGGAAAAGACUUUGAUAACGCAAGAUUUUACAUCGUGCAACAAGU